Molecule: messenger RNA, 762 nt
Organism: Trichoderma citrinoviride
Lineage: Eukaryota; Fungi; Ascomycota; Sordariomycetes; Hypocreales; Hypocreaceae
Product: NAD(P)-binding protein
Exons: 1
Coding region: 1-762 (253 amino acids)
Source: RefSeq, a predicted model, not a curated record
AUGGCUGACACCCCCGCAACGAAGCAAGUCGUCCUCGUUACCGGCGGCAACCAGGGCAUCGGCUUCGAAAUCGUAAAGAAGCUCGUAGCAGAACAGCCCACAUACCACGUCCUUCUCGGCUGUCGGUCUCUCCCAAAAGGCGUCGAAGCUAUUUCGAAACUCGAGAAGCUCGCGGGCUCGGUUUCUCCUGUCGAGGUUGACAUUACUUCCGAUGAGUCGAUUGCGGCGUGUGUGGCGCAGAUUGAGCGCGAGCAUGGCAAGCUGGAUGUUCUGAUCAACAAUGCUGGGAUUGGGAGGCAUGCGGUCGAGGAAUUGCCUAGCCUGAGGGCGAAGAUGGCUGCGUUGUUUGAUGUCAAUGCGUUUGGCACGCUGGUGAUGACAGACGCUGCGAUACCUCUGCUGCAAAAGGCCGCAGACCAAGGCUCAGUCCCGCGACUUGUCUUCAUCACCUCGGAGAUGGGUUCACUGGGGAACACGCUCAAUCCGUCGUGGAAGUAUUACCAGCACAACACGUCUAUACCGUACAAGUCCAGCAAAGCUGCUGCCAACAUGAUUGGAGCGUGUUAUUCGACGCUGUAUGAGAAGCAAGGGUGGAAGAUUAACUGCUGCUGCCCCGGACUCCGAAAGACGGCGUUCAAUAACCAUUUGUCGGUUGCCAUGGACGUGGAAGAGGGCGCUGUGAGGGCUGUUUACUUGGCUACGCUGGACAAGGAUGGGCCUACGGGGACAUUUACAAACAUUGACGGGACCGAACCGUGGUGA